UUCGAGAUCUCCCUUUUUCUGCUCCGCAGCCACUUUAUCCCCUCCCUCCCCCCUCACGCGGAGGAAACCGGAGUCGCGCGCCGCUGUCGCCCAUUUAAACCGUCUGAGCGUCCGCUCCAGGUGAACGAGCAGGUGGCGACGGACGGGACGUUUGCCUGCAGUACAGCCCUUCGCUUGUGGUGGUGAUUUUCCUACCCGGUGGCCGGCCGGCCCUGUACGAGUGGCCCUUUCUCUUCCUUCCCGGAGCUUCUCAGGCCGUCUCGCUUCUUCUGUGCUUGACCCGGUUUUCAUUCCGCCCGCCCAUUCUGUCCCGGACUCAGUAUGUCGGUGGUGGGAAUCGACCUGGGCUUCCAGAGCUGUUAUGUGGCUGUGGCCCGAGCGGGGGGCAUCGAAACGAUCGCCAAUGAAUACAGCGACCGCUGCACCCCGUCAUGUAUAUCCUUUGGACCCAAGAAUCGUUCAAUUGGAGCUGCAGCUAAAAGUCAAGUAAUUUCAAAUGCAAAGAAUACAGUGCAAGGUUUCAAAAGAUUUCAUGGCCGUGCAUUUACAGAUCCUUUUGUUCAAGAUGAAAAAGCCAAGCUUGCUUAUGAACUUGUCCAGAUGCAGUCAAAUUCUAUUGGCAUCAAGGUUAUGUAUAUGGAAGAAGAACGAAAUUUCACAGUUGAGCAGAUGACAGGAAUGCUUCUCACAAAGCUAAAAGAAACUGCAGAGAAUGCACUUAAGAAACCUGUAGUUGAUUGUGUUGUGUCUGUUCCGUGUUUCUAUACUGAUGCAGAGAGGAGAUCUGUGAUGGAUGCUACACAAAUUGCUGGACUCAACUGCUUGCGAUUGAUUAAUGAAACUACUGCAGUUGCUCUUGCAUAUGGCAUAUAUAAACAAGAUCUUCCUGCAUUAGAAGAGAAACCAAGAAAUGUUGUAUUUGUUGACAUAGGGCAUUCAGCUUAUCAAGUUUCAGUAUGUGCAUUUAACAAGGGAAAACUGAAGGUUCUUGCAACAGCGUUUGACACAAUACUUGGUGGCAAGAAAUUUGAUGAAGUAUUAGUAAAUUAUUUUUGUGAAGAAUUUGGGAAGAAAUAUAAAUUAGACAUAAAGUCCAAAAUUCGUGCACUGUUGAGAUUAUCUCAGGAAUGUGAAAAACUGAAGAAGUUAAUGAGUGCAAAUGCCUCUGAUCUACCAAUGAACAUAGAAUGCUUCAUGAAUGACAUUGAUGUCUCUGGGACAAUGAACAGGAGCAAAUUUUUAGAGAUGUGUGAUGACCUGUUAGCUAGAGUUGAACCACCACUUCGCAGUGUAUUGGAGCAAGCUAAAUUAAAGAAGGAGGACAUCUAUGCAGUAGAAAUUGUAGGAGGAACUACAAGAAUACCUGCUGUAAAAGAGCGAGUCAGUAAAUUUUUUGGUAAAGAAGUCAGUACAACUCUGAAUGCUGAUGAAGCUGUCACACGAGGCUGUGCACUGCAGUGUGCUAUUCUAUCCCCAGCUUUUAAAGUGAGAGAAUUUUCUAUCACAGAUUUAGUACCGUAUCCUAUUUCUUUGAAAUGGAAUUCCCCAGCAGAAGAAGGAAUAAGUGAUUGUGAAGUUUUCCCAAAGAAUCAUGCUGCUCCAUUCUCCAAGGUUCUCACAUUCUACAGGAAGGAACCUUUCACUCUGGAAGCUUAUUAUAGUUGUCCUAAGGAAUUGCCUUAUCCAAAUCCUGCCAUAGCUCAGUUUUUAGUUCAGAAGGUAAUGCCACAAGCUGAUGGAUCCAGUUCAAAAGUUAAAGUAAAAGUCAGAGUAAACAUCCACGGCAUUUUCAGUGUUUCAAGUGCAUCACUGGUGGAAGUUCAUAAAUCAGAAGACAAUGAGGAGCCCAUGGAAACAGAUCAGCAAGCAAAAGAGGAAGAGAAAAUGCAAGUUGACCAGGAAGAGCAACAGAAGACUGAGGAACAUCAGCAGCCAGCUCAAGCAGAAAACAAGACUGAAUCUGAGGAAAUGGAGACAUCUCAAGCUGGAUCAAAAGAGAAGAAAACAGAUCAACCUCCUCAAGCCAAGAAAGCUAAAGUAAAGACAACAACAGUUGACCUUCCUAUAGAGAAUCAGUUGGUGUGGCAGAUAGGAAAGGACAUGCUAAACUUAUUUAUUGAGAAUGAGGGUAAAAUGAUCAUGCAGGAUAAACUGGAGAAGGAACGGAAUGAUGCCAAGAAUGCAGUUGAGGAGUAUGUUUAUGAAAUGCGAGACAAGCUUUGUAGCGUGUAUGAAAAAUUUAUUAGUGAAGAGGAUCGUAAUACUUUUACUCUGAAGUUGGAAGAUACAGAAAAUUGGUUAUAUGAAGAGGGUGAAGACCAGCCCAAACAAGUAUACAUUGAUAAACUGGCAGAACUGAAAACUGUGGGACAGCCUAUUCAAGUGCGAUUUCAAGAAUCUGAAGAAAGACCAAAAGCCUUUGAAGAGCUUGGAAAGCAAAUCCAACAAUAUAUGAAAGCUGUUCUUUCGUUUAAAGCAAAGGAAGAGCAGUAUGACCACUUAGACCCUGCAGAAGUGGCCAAAGUGGAGAAGAGUGUCAAUGAGGCAAUGGAAUGGAUGAACAACAAGCUCAAUCUCCAGAACAAACGAAGUCUUACUUUGGACCCUGUUAUCACAGCUAAGGAGAUCGAUGCAAAAACAAAAGAACUGAUAAACAUGUGUAAUCCUGUAAUCACCAAACCGAAACCCAAGGUGGAACCUCCAAAAGAAGAUCAGCAACCAGCAGAACAGAAUGGGCCAGUAGAAGGGCAGGGUGAUGGCAACAGAGGAUCUAAGACUGCUGAACAGAGUACUGAUUCACCAGCCCCAUCAUCUACAGAAAAGAAACUCCCUGAAAUGGACAUUGAUUGAAUUCCAGCUCUUGUUUAUAUUAGAAACUACAAUAAAGCUUUAAGUGGUCAACUUCAUGUUUUGAAUAUAAAUGGGAGCCAAGUGAGAACUGCAACUUUCUCACAGUGUGCUUUUGGGAUGGGAUUGGUCAGUAUGAAGCAUCUUAACUCUUUGGUAGCGAACUCUUCAGUUGGAUAAGUUCAGUAUUUUUUCAUAUGAUAUUAGACUCCCCAGGUAAUUAAUAGAUUUGCAAAAAGUCAUAGCUUUUUACUCCUCAGUUUAAUCUUGUACCUGCGGUGAGUCCCCUUUUGAAAAGAGCGAGGGCAACUGGAAAGUAAUUUUGUUCUUUUAAUUUACCACUAGAUUGCUAUUGUGGAUUUCAACUGCUGCAUUAUAAGUAUCCAUUGACAGAAAAGUGCAAGAGAUGUUUGAAGUUCUGGUUUUGUUGCACAGGAGCAUAAUAAAAGUACAAGUUUUUGAUCUUUUUGCAAUUACAGAAACAAUAAUGGCAUGUUUUCUAGCUGGAAGUUUAAUUCAUUUCACAUUGUACUAUUCAUAGUUAUGUGAGGUAUAUGGCACCUUAGGUCAGAUUACAUGUUUGUGCUAAAUGGAAAGAAGUGAAAUGGCUGGAAUACUUUUUCCAGUUCAUGUCCACACUCCAUAAUGAAUAUUAAUGUCUUUGGACAUUCUAUCAAAUCGUUUCUGAUAUGCUGAGUAGCCAGUAUAUACCUAAAAUCUGCCAUUAGAUGCAAAUAUGUAUGCCAAUGGUAAAUUCUCCCCAACUAUAUGAAAUGCUGUGUAAAUUUUUGUCUCUAGUUUAAGUAGUUGCUUGUAGGAAAAAGAAGAAAUACUGCUAUCUGUCUGCACUUAUGGAUGAUUCUGAUUAGUUGCUAACCUUGAAGAGAAUAUUUGCUUCCUACAUUUGAAGUGCUCAUCUUUAACUUCCAACAAAAGAACAAGUCUGGCAGUUUUCUCCUGUGCUUCUUGACACUUUGGCUGUGUUUCUUCUAGUAUUGAUAAUUGUUAUAAACUUGUAUGUGUUGAAAUCAAAUUGGAAACAUCCAUACACAUUGCAAGAAAUAAAUGCACUGGACUGGACUGGAUUUUUAAACUGUUGAUUAUGGGUGAAAGACAUCAAAUUCUUGAGAGUGGAAAAGAAAUUCAGAAUCUUUCUUUUGCAAUAGUGUAUCUUAAGAAAAACCCAAACAACCUGAAAUGGACUUGUUUAGAAAACUGAAUUUUUUAAUAUAUCUAUCGCAUAUUACAAUCACACAUGAGUUACGCCAUUUUUGUUCUGCCUUACAGCUUUUACCUUAGACCUCAAGCUAGUGCUUGGAUCCAGUUAAGUGCUAAUAUACACGGGACUGAUGGUGUACGGAAAUUUCAAAGAGUUAUUCUUCCCUCCAUAAAUCGUCAGAUUUCAGUCAAAAGAAAAAACAAUGCUUAUGUGUUGGAAGAGCUUUCCAAGAAUACCUUAAGUUUAAAUGACAACUCAGAAUAUUAUUGCUGUUGUGGGGGGCAUGUUCUAUCUGUUCUUCAACUGCUGUCUGUUAAGGAUAGCUCCAACCCUUUCCUUCAAAUGAAAUAAAUUAUUUAGCUCUCGCAAGCCCCAA
Varanus komodoensis (Komodo dragon) is the source of this 4442-nucleotide messenger RNA. It is a transcript of the gene HSPA4, whose product is annotated as heat shock protein family A (Hsp70) member 4. Gene Ontology annotation, biological process: protein folding. Gene Ontology annotation, cellular component: nucleus; cytosol. The record is from RefSeq and is a predicted model, not a curated record. The transcript has 19 exons. The coding region runs from base 322 to 2850 and encodes 842 amino acids. Lineage: Eukaryota; Metazoa; Chordata; Lepidosauria; Squamata; Varanidae. Gene Ontology annotation, molecular function: ATP-dependent protein folding chaperone; ATP binding.